AUGCUUCGCGCCUGGCGCGACGCGCUCUCUCUCAUCGGCAAAGUUCGGCAUUGGUGCAAGCAGCUAACUGCAAGAUGUAUCACCCGCGUCCCUACAUUGCUUCAGUCCGCGCGUUCGAGGGUUCGGUCCCAAGACCAUCCAAAUGGAACUUCACAGGCGUCAGACAAAGCGAUCAUCUCACUUCCGCCCAUUUCGCGAGUUGGAUGCCGCUUAGGAAACGAGAUUCAAGGCCUUGAGACAACCGAUGUCAAUUAUAACAAGAACACCGAGCCACCGACGCACUUCUCCGACAUGCCCGCGACGCCUUGCGAUACACACCUACGAUACACACAUCCGCCAAGAGGCAUGUACAAACCCGAGUUGCCCGCAGUGGCCGAGUACAGUCGGUGA
This is a messenger RNA of Peniophora sp. CBMAI 1063, 390 nucleotides long. NCBI's taxonomy places the organism in Eukaryota, Fungi, Basidiomycota, Agaricomycetes, Russulales, Peniophoraceae. The record is from the annotation of a GenBank genome assembly.